AGAUCGUAGACAUCGGGUGCGGCGAAGGUCAACUACUCGCAGUUCUCUGCCAGCCUGCAUCAAGUCUUCCCCCUCCUGACCCAUCAUCUCCCACCGAUUCAACUUCAAGCACACACGAUCUCGAUCUCCACCCUACACGCAUCGCAGGCCUCGAUAUCUCACCCCACGCACUCGCAUCCGCGAUCGAAGACACCUCACCCACAACUGCAAACGCAUCAUACACGCGAUGGGAACCACUCGACGUGAACAUCUGGCAUGGCAGACUCGAGAUCUUUAACCCCACUUUCGUCAACGCAGAAUGUAUCGUCGCAACAGAGGUGUACGUCUAUCCUAUGCUCCAUCACCCUUCAAAUUUUCUGUCGUUCUGUCGUUCUAAUACGCCCCCAGGAUCGAACACCUCCCAGAAACCAUCCUCGCAGAUUUCGCACCCAUGCUCAUGGGCACCUACCACCCCCGCCUCCUCCUCCUAACAACCCCCUCCUACGGAUUCAACGCGCGCUUCAGCCCCCCCGGACAAACCAACACCACCACCGGCUUCCCAGACCCCACAAAACGCACAGACAGGGUGUUCAGGCACCACGACCACAAAUUCGAGUGGACGAUUGAGGAGUUUAGGGCGUGGUGCGAGGGUGUUGCGGAGGAAUGGGGAUAUGAGGUGGAUGUGACGACUAUUGGGCGUGCGCAGGAGAAGGAUGAGUGGGGGAGGGAUGAGGAAUUGGGAGGUGCGAGUCAGGUUGCUGCUUUUAGGCGGAUUGAAGGCGGGGAUUGGGCGACGAAGCGGGAGGAGAUGAGUAAGUGGGUGAAGGAGAAGUCGAGGGGCCAAGAGGAGCAUCGGUUGAUGCAGGUACACCAUUACGAUGCGCAUGUUUGUGCGGGGAAACGAGCGUCGGUUGAGGAGAUUGAGAAGGCUGUGGUGGAUAAGUUUGAAGAGUGGGGAGAGGGUGAGCUGCGAUUGGAGGAGAUAUGGUUCGUGGAGGAGAUCGGAGCGAUGUGUGGUGGGUGGUUUGAAGUUCUGAUCGAGGCUAUCGAGGCGAGUGCGAAAUUCGAUCUUCAAAGAAACGAGGGCCAGAGAAGGGGAGAUUGGCCGGUGGUGCUAGUUGGAGGCGGGCCUAGGAAGAAGAAGACAUUCGAAUGGGCUCGGACGCAGACGACAGAAGAUGUGUAUGAAGACUCUGAGGUCCCGCAGGAAGGAUACCGUCUUGAUGACGAUGUGGAAUCCAACUGGGGGAGUGGUGUGUGCUCUUCAGACUCUGGCGUUGAUCUUUCGUGGGACAUUAGUAAAGAGGAAGCCUGGGAGAGGGACACCGCAUGGACGUACGAUUCUUCGGACAGCCCGGUUGGCUGGGGCAGUUGGCCCGGGAGCACUUUGUCUGCGGCUUGGAACCUUGGUAGGGAUGAGUCUAGAGCACAAGAUUUACUGUAAUUCAUCGGUAAUAGACAAAUCGGAUUCGUGUGGAUUGCUUGGGGUUGGAGAGUGUGAAGUUUUGAAUACAAGUUGUAAUGCAUUUGAGGAACAAGUGACCAUUCGUAUGAUGGCCAUAGCUGCUAUGCAGAGGCUCUGAAACUGAGUACUGAGGACCUUCAGUUUAUUGAAGCAAUUGUGAAAGGCUAUAAGCUUCUGCAUAGUGUUCCCAGGUGGUCAUUCCUCUCUUCGCGAAAACGAAGAUCUUCAGCAGUUUCCAUGGGUGCAUGGCAUAGGCGCUGAGCGGCGAGCACUCUUGACCAAGAAUUCUGAGUUCAUUGUACAUAUAUCUGGUACAACAAAACAUCAGAAUUCAUGGCAAAAGCACGCUAUCUACGGACCAUGGUACCAGAUCAAUAUCAGAUUCCUGGAUGCAGCGGGGAUGGGCCACGUUGCUGCUGCAAAAG
Molecule: messenger RNA, 1869 nt
Organism: Suillus clintonianus
Lineage: Eukaryota; Fungi; Basidiomycota; Agaricomycetes; Boletales; Suillaceae
Exons: 1
Coding region: 431-1423 (330 amino acids)
Biological process (GO): piRNA processing; siRNA processing; RNA methylation
Cellular component (GO): nucleus; cytoplasm
Molecular function (GO): O-methyltransferase activity; RNA methyltransferase activity
Source: RefSeq, a predicted model, not a curated record